This is a messenger RNA of Rosa chinensis, 898 nucleotides long. Its product is annotated as thioredoxin 1. The record is from RefSeq and is a predicted model, not a curated record. The transcript is spliced from 2 exons. Lineage: Eukaryota; Viridiplantae; Streptophyta; Magnoliopsida; Rosales; Rosaceae. Gene Ontology annotation, cellular component: cytoplasm. Gene Ontology annotation, molecular function: protein-disulfide reductase activity; oxidoreductase activity, acting on a sulfur group of donors, disulfide as acceptor. The coding region runs from base 173 to 724 and encodes 183 amino acids.
UGAAUUAGCUGGCUGCUAUCUACUUUUCAAGCCGCCACUGGAUCAUCAAACUCCAAUACUUGCCUUUCAUACCUUCCUUAUUUUCCCACCAUCUAACUUUCAUGAUCUCUCUCAAUUCUCAUUAUAUAUACAAAUUCUGGAUCCCCAAUUUAUCUCUCAUUCACACAAAUAAAUGGCGACCAUAGCUGAAUCCACCGCUCUCUAUUCUUCUUCUCCGUCAUAUCUCCAGCCGGCGAUCACGUCAAGGCCGGCUCUUUACGUCUCUGUCCGCCGCAGACCGGGUGCCUUACCGGAAUUCCGGGGCUUGAAGCUUCAAUCGCCUUUAUAUUCCUCCAUUACUCCAAAAGUCUCUCGUCGUCCAUCAACGCCCGCCAUUGUCUCUCAAGCGCAAAACACCACCGCUCUUGACAUUCCCACAGUUACCGAUGCAACAUGGCAAUCACUAGUCCUCAAAGCCGAUGGCCCUGUACUGGUUGAGUUUUGGGCUCCUUGGUGUGGGCCAUGCCGCAUGAUCCAUCCAAUUGUAGGUGAACUAGCACAGGAGUAUGCUGGGAAGCUUAACUGCUUUAGGUUAAGCACGGAUGAUAGUCCUUCAAUUGCGACUCGAUAUGGAAUUCGGAUCGUCCCAACCAUGAUGAUCUUCAACAAGGGUGAGAAAAAGGACACUGUAAUUGGUGCAGUGCCUAAAACCACAUUGACGGCAAGCAUUGAGAAAUAUUUGUAAGGUGUGUGGAAAGCCUUGCAAGAUUUCUGUACUUUAGUGCUCUUUACACGUUCUUUGUUGUGUCAUUAUAAAUUCAUUAGCAUGUCAAAUUCGGAAGUUCUUGUAUCUUAUCUUCUAUUCUAUAUGACACCCAUAUCAUCUUCAAUAAUAUAGCCUUGCUGAGAAUUUCUUGCU